Messenger RNA from Mobula hypostoma (lesser devil ray), 3426 nucleotides. RefSeq names its product lysoplasmalogenase TMEM86A-like. Bases 271 to 963 code for a protein of 230 amino acids. Gene Ontology annotation, molecular function: hydrolase activity. The transcript has 3 exons. NCBI's taxonomy places the organism in Eukaryota, Metazoa, Chordata, Chondrichthyes, Myliobatiformes, Myliobatidae. The record is from RefSeq and is a predicted model, not a curated record. Gene Ontology annotation, cellular component: membrane.
UGCUCCCCCCGUUCGUUCAUUCGCCUGAGGCGAUCGAUCUCCCUUUUCAAUGUCAGCUGGUGGAACAAGUUUUGUCAGUUUCGGUGUUUCUUUUGUGAUUGGAUUGGUUAAUUUGAGUAAGCAUGUUAAAACUGUUUUCCUCGAAAUAUAUAUCAACCACACCAUGUUCUGGGUAAGCAGAGCAGAGAGAGGAAAAGCGACCUGAACGGUGCAGCUUCUAAAGAAAUUGGAAUCUAACAGCAGCAAGCAGCAUAAUCAUCCACCCUCAGAAUGGGAUCACUGUUGAUUAACAACGAGAUGCGAAUGUUGGUCCCUUUCUUCAUAACUGCCUGCAUCUACAUAGUCAUCAGCCAGGACUCUUCGAUUCCUCUCUGGGUGAAAGGACUGAGCAAAGUCUUGCCAAUCACCUGUUUGUGCGUUCUUAUUCUGAAUUACGGAAAAGAAUUCAUAUAUCAUCACCACAGAGUUCAGAAGCUACUUGCGGGCCUCUUCUUUUCAACAAUGGGCGACUUGCUUCUGGUCGAGCAGAAUCGUUGGAUUUUCAUUGGAGGUGCGGCAAUGUUUGCUUUAGCCCACUGUACCUACACGUGGGCCUUUGGAUUCGAGACCCUGAAUCUUCGAGCAGGAGGUUUAGUUGCUGCUGUGGUCGCUGUGGCCUUGGUCAUUCUCGGCAGGUGCUCCACCGCACUUGACCUGCUGCUGCUCACCCUCUACUGCGGCCUGAUUGGAGUCAUGGCCUGGCGAGCCAACGCGGAGGUCUUGUUCCAUCACCAGCUGUCCCUGGCGAAGCUGCUUGGUGCAAUAGGAGCCUGGUUCUUUAUGGUAUCGGACCUGAUAUUGGCUAUAAACCUGCUGUGUUUUCCCGUGCUAUUUCAGAACACAAUUGUCAUGGCCACUUACUAUACAGCACAAAUGCUUAUUACCAUAGCUAUUGUAAAAGAUAGCAACAGCAAGAGUGACUAGGUUGCCUCUGUUUAGUUAUGCAAUAGAGAUUUUUUAAAUAUUACAAUUGACAGUGCAUUUGAUAUUUUCAGCAAACACCAAUGGAUUAUAAAUAUUAUCUUUAAUACAGAUCUCCCACUUGUUACCUGUAUACAUAACCAACCUCUAGUUUUGCUUGUACUUCAUUGUAAUAGAGUCAUAGAUCUAUAGGGUUCUACAGCAUAGAUACAGAUACUUUGGCCCACCGUGUUGUGCCUAUCUAUACUAAUCCUAUUUGCCUGCUUUAAUUCUGUAUCCCUCUGAGUUCUGCUCUUUCAAGAAUCUGCCCAGAUGACUUUAAAUUUUCUGACUGUUCCCUGCCUGCAGCACCUCCUCUGGCAGCUCAUUCCAGAGGCCAACUGUUCUUUGUGUGAAAUAUUUCCCCUCAGGUCCCUAUUAAACCUCUUCCCUCUCACUCUAAACCUAUGCCCUCUACUUUUAGUCAGCCCUACCUUACUUGUAUCCCACAAUUUUAUAUGCCUCUCUUUCAUGCUACCUCUCAGCCUUCUUUGCUCCAGGAAAAGCUGUCCAAGCAACACAUGCUGGAGGAACUCAGUGGGUCAGGUAGCAUCAAUGGAAAGAUAUUUUGGGCCGUGACCCUUCAUCAGGCUGAUUUAAAUUCUUCAGGGUAGGCAUCCUUGGAAGAGACUUUGCAUUGUAGUAGUCCAAUCACAUACUACCCAAGCUCUCAGUAUAACUCAGGUCCUUCAAUCCAAGCAACACUCUUGUGACUAUUUUCUGCGUCCUCUCUAGCUUGACCGCACCUAUAACGCGGCAACCGGAAGUGCACACAAUGUGGCUUAGCCAACGUUUUGUUUAGCCGGCUGGUGGUGUAGUGGCAUCAGCGCCGAACUUUGAAGCGAAGGCUCCUGAGUUCGAAUCCAUCCGGCUCCCUUGCACACUUUCCAUCCACGCUGAGUUGAGCGUCGAGCUGGCAACUCGGCUGUAAAAAUAAGAAAGCCUGCUAAAAAACGCCGUCAUGAUGGCGUCCCAAUGACUCCACUCUGAGUUAAGGGCUUUCUUCUUCUUUCUUCUUCAACGUUUUGUUUAGCCAUAACACCAUGUACCAACUCUUGUAUUUAAUGCCUCAAUCAAUGAAGGCAAGCAUGCCAGACAUCAUCGUCAUUGUGUGUACCCCUCAGUCUCUGUUCAACUGUGCUCUGCAGGGCCGUGCCAUUCACUGUGCAGAUCCUAGCCUGGGUAACCUUCCGGAAAUGCAUUGCUUUGCACUUGUCUGACAAAUUCCAUCUGCUACUUUCUACAUUGUUGCAUCCUUUGACAACUUUCUUCGUUGUCCACUAAGCCACCAACUUAAUAGAUAUGGCAACAGUGGACCCAGCGGCAAUUCCUGCAGCACACCAGUGGUCACAAGCCUCCAAUCGGAGAAACCCCUCUCCACCACCACCCCCUGACUCUUUGCACCAAACCUAUUUAGUAUCUUAGUAGGCUAGCUCACCUGGGAUCCAUCCAGACCAGCUUACGUGUACACGACCUCAUCAGAGGCCUUGCUGAAGUCCACGUAGCCAAUGUCUAUCACCCUGCCCAUGUUAUUCCACUUGGCCACCUCUUCAAACAGCUCAGUCAGAUUCAUAAGGAAAGAUUUCUCACACACAAAGCCCAACUGAUUGUUCCUGAUCAGUCCUGGUCUUCCCGAAUUCAAAUAAAUUCUGUCUCUCAGAAUCCCUUCCAAUAGCUUUCUGAAGAAAGGUUCCCUGGUGCCCUCCUUAAAUAAAGACACGCAUCAGCUAUAUUCCAGUCCUCUGGCACCUCGCCUGUUUUCUUAACUCCUAUGUCCAUGGAAACUCAGUUUGAUAAAUGGGGAAUUGUGCAUCCAAUGUGCGCAAGAUCAUGCUCAUCCAUCAAUCUUCUUCCUUUGUAAGGCUGGAAAAGUGGAAAUACUCAAGAUUAAAGAUGUGCAACUUUGGCAUGUUUGGUCUUGUUUUAUUCUUUACCCAACUUGCUCCUUGCUGUGCAACAACUGCCUUCAUCUAACAAGCUGGAUUUCAAAUGCAAGGUCUUAGCCAAUUUGUACAAGUAUAUUUCCUACUCUAUAAUUUGCUCUCUUUGAAUUUUGUUGCCCUAUAUAAUUAAAAGAGACUUUUUUUUACCACUGUUAUCAGAACCGCAUGAUAGUACCAGCAACAUAAGGUGCAGAAUACAUAAUGAAAUAUAUAAACUAAUUUUGUGAGUGGUUUUAGAGGCACUCCUGGUUCAGGACAAUAUAACUUGGGUGUGGUUACUUUAUCUUCAUUGUCCUGAGAGAUGCUCAGGCAUAAACUUGAUAUGGGUUGUAUUUCUCUUUUCCUAGUAAAUCUAAAAUAUUACUUUGUAUUAUCUUAUUUUUAUACCGACAUAUUAAGUUGUCUGAAGACCAUGUUUCAUACCCAGUGAAGAUAGAUUGCAAAAAUGCUUUGCAAAUGAAUUUUGCUAAAUAAACUAUCAACC